Molecule: messenger RNA, 3896 nt
Organism: Thunnus maccoyii (southern bluefin tuna)
Lineage: Eukaryota; Metazoa; Chordata; Actinopteri; Scombriformes; Scombridae
Gene: ecel1
Product: endothelin-converting enzyme-like 1
Exons: 17
Coding region: 432-2891 (819 amino acids)
Biological process (GO): protein processing
Cellular component (GO): plasma membrane
Molecular function (GO): metalloendopeptidase activity
Source: RefSeq, a predicted model, not a curated record
GUGGAGCGGAUCUCAUCCACCUACACAUACAGAGAAAAGACACUUUCACGUUCCCUCGGGGGAUUUUGAUUCACUCACCACAGGUGACCUGUAACUGGUUGGAGAGAGGGAGGAGAAGAGAACAAAUGGAAAAGGAGCAGAGAGAAAGAGGAUGAGAGAGAAAGAGCAGGACCCAAGAGAGUCCUCAUGCAGAAUGGGAGCCCCUCACCCUGCCGGCUUUUGAUUUGAAAAGAACAAAGGCGACUUUGCCUGAAGAAGGCCAACGGGGCUUUGACAUCACAUCAGUGUUUUGCCCUGCAGUCCGUGCCCUCCCUUUGUCUCAGGAGGAACAGUCAUGGUGGUACUCUGAACACAGAAAUAAGUUCUUUUUAGUCCCUUUUUCUCCUCGCAGCCUUCUGCUAUUGAUGCCUCAUUCAUAACAGUCCAUUGCCAUGGAGAAGACGUACUCGCUAACUGCCCACUAUGAUGAGUUCCAGGAAGUGAAAUACGGUGGUCGCUACAGCAGUGAUAUCCUCAGCAAUGGUAUGACUCUUCACCUGGGGGGCAGUCUGGAUCGUCAUAUGGGGCGUAACCGGGGAGGGACCUGGUCAAACGGUCGAAACAAAGAUCAAAGCAGCACCAGCAGCAGCGGCGGGCUUCCCCGAUGGAGUCGGAGGGAGAUCUGCCUCCUUUCGGCUCUGGUCUUUGCAGCAGGCAUGUGCGUCAUUUUGGGCAGCAUGCUGGCACUCAAAUACAUUUCCCUGGAUGCCCAGCAGGACCCACAGUGCCGACAGGACUGCCAACGCAAACGCUCCCUGCUGCGGGCGGCACGCUUCGUUCAGUCCAAUAUUGACCCAACCAUCCAGCCCUGCCAGGACUUCUACUCCUUCGCCUGUGGCGGCUGGCUGAGGCGCCAUGGCAUCCCUGAGGACAAACUCAGCUAUGGCAUCAUCACUGCCAUAGGGGAGCACAAUGAGGAGAAACUACAGCGCCUCCUGCUGGAGCCAAUACGGAGGCCCGGGCCCAACUCAGCAGAGCGCAAGGUCAAGGAGUUCUACCGAUCGUGCAUCAACAUCCAGGAGAUCGACAAGUUGGGCUCCGACCCCAUGACGGAGGUGAUAGACAGCUGUGGGGGAUGGGACCUGGUAUGGGCUCCUCCCAGUGCUGCUGGGUGGGAGAGGGAGGGUGCUCCACAGAGGCCGGACUUCAACGAGCUGCUGUACAGGACCCAGGGGGUGUACAGCACCGCAGUGUUCUUCUCCCUCACUGUCAAUGUGGAUGACAAAAACUCCUCCAGAAACGCCAUCAGGAUUGAUCAGGAGGGGCUCACACUGCCUGAAAGAAGCCUCUACCUGGGACAGGACGAGGACAGUGUGAAGAUCUUGGCGGCGUACAAGGCCCUGAUGGAGCGCUUGCUGAGCAUGCUGGGAGCUCAAGAUGCCACGCAGAAGUCCAAGGAAAUUAUAGAGCUGGAGACGCGUCUGGCCAACAUCACUGUGUCAGAAUAUGAUGACCAAAGAAAGGACAUCAGCACCAUGUAUAACCGCAUCACCCUCAGGCAUCUACAGCGAAUCGCUCCUGAUCUUCAUUGGAAACGCUUGCUGGACAGAAUCUUCCACGACAACUUCUCAGAAGACGAGGAGAUCGUGGUGCUCGCCACCGACUACAUACAGAAAGUCUCUGACAUCAUCAAGAACACUUCAAAGAGGGUUCUACAUAACUAUAUGCUGUGGCGCAUUGUGGCAGCGCUCAGCGAACAUCUGUCCACGGCCUUCCGCAGCACCAUCCAUGAGUUUUCUCGGGAGAUUGACGGCACUGAGCAGCAGCUGGAGCUGGGCAGGCUCUGCCUCACCCAGGCCAACAAACACUUUGGCAUGGCCCUUGGAGCCCUGUUCGUCCAGCAGCACUUCUCCUCACAGAGUAAAGCUAAGGUACAGGAGCUGGUGGAGGACAUAAAGCACGCCCUGGACCUCCGGCUGCAUGAGCUGGACUGGAUGGAUGAGGCCACCAAGGAAGCUGCCAGAGCAAAGCUGAAACACAUGAUGGUGAUGACAGGAUACCCUGACUUUCUGCUCAAACCUGAGCUCAUAGACAAAGAAUAUGGGUUUGAUGUGGAUGAGAAGACCUACUUCAAGAACAUCCUCAACAGCAUCAAGUUUAACAUCAAGCUAUCAGUCAAGAAGAUCCAUGAAGAGGUGGACAAGACGGCGUGGCUUCUCCCUCCUCAGGCCCUUAAUGCCUACUACCUCCCUAACAAGAACCAAAUGGUCUUUCCAGCCGGCAUCCUUCAGCCCACUUUGUACAAUUCUGAGUUCCCACAGUCUCUGAACUACGGAGGAAUAGGAGCCAUCAUUGGCCAUGAACUAACACACGGAUAUGAUGACUGGGUGAUGCAAUGGUUCAUGUCCCUAGGGGGCCAGUACGACCGUCAUGGCAACCUCAAACAGUGGUGGACCGAGGAGUCCUACAGAAAGUUCCAGAAGAAGGCUGAAUGUAUCGUCAAGCUCUACGAUAAUUUCACUGUGUAUAACCAGAGGGUGAAUGGUCGUCUGACACUAGGGGAGAACAUAGCAGACAUGGGAGGACUCAAGCUGUCAUACUAUGCGUAUCAGAAGUGGGUGAGGGAACAUGGUCCAGAGAGGCCCCUGCCUGGACUCAAAUACACUCAUGAACAGCUGCUCUUCAUUGCCUUUGCACAGAACUGGUGUAUGAAGAGAAGAUCUCAAUCCAUCUACUUGCAGCUGCUAACUGACAAACAUGCACCAGAGCAUUACAGGUACAAAACACACACACCAACAAAAACCACUCACAAACAGAGAAAGUCAUCAGUAUGUUGCAUUUGUGUGCAUUGCUUUUACAUUUUAAGAAUAACCUUCAAUUACAACAUAUCCAAAAAAAAAAGACACAUCUAACUUCAGUUAGGAGUGCACAGGUAAUGUUGGGAAUGUCCCCUUUUUCCUGUGAAAUAAGUUAAAAUACACUACAUUUGAACUGCACAAAAUGUGCGCACAUACACAUUCAUGAUGUCAACAUUAAUAUGAGAUGUUUCCAUUUCCUCCCCCUGCAGAGUCAUUGGCAGCGUUUCCCAGUUUGAUGAGUUCGCCCGUGUUUUCCACUGUCCGAAGAGUUCACCAAUGAACCCCGUGGAAAAAUGUUCCGUAUGGUGACCUCUCUGCCCGGCCUAUUGACCUUCAGAUGACCUUCAGAACCGCUCUCAUCCUCCCCUCACACACACACACACACACACACACACAUACAGACACAACAUGUCCUACAUCACGCGUUCAUCAGAGCAGGAUGACACAGAGUGCAUAAAGCAGCCCGAUCAAGGACGGAAGUUUUAAGGUUUUAAGUUAUGGAAGUCUAUACAUUGAUUGUCCAUUGAUAACUCAGUCCGACCAACCUAAAGCAUAGGUCCCAUGGCCAUUGAUCAUGUACAUACUAUAUCAUUUGAUUAUAUAUAUUUUUCUAUGUUUAAAUUUAUUUUCAAAUCAUAUAUUUUUGUAUUUUAGCCGAUAUAUCACACACAUUAUGCGUAGGUCUCAUAAGCUACUUUGUUUUUAAUUGAGCAACAUGUUUUCUCAAUUGUUUCUCUUUGUAGCAUCAGCUAGAAAAAUCUCAGAAUAUUAGAAGAUGUAGAUUAAGGAUUGGCAACAACAGUGAUUUCAGUCCCCCAUGUAAACUGGACAAGGACCAAUUUAAAAUGAACUGGGAUCAGUAGCAUCCUCGUGCCUGCCAAAAUGUUGCUGUUCUUUCAACUCAGUAUUGGAGUACGAUUUGUGUCGCAAUGCUGCGCUCUUGUGGCUGCAGAGAGUGAUGGUCACUGUUCAGCCGUCAUAACUGUUGUAUCGUUUGCCUGCAUUGGUCUCUUGUGACUGUGAGUAUUUGUAGGGUUUUUAAGACUUGUCAACUUUUUU